Messenger RNA from Pestalotiopsis fici W106-1, 1926 nucleotides. RefSeq lists its product as uncharacterized. The record is from RefSeq and is a predicted model, not a curated record. Gene Ontology annotation, molecular function: acyltransferase activity, transferring groups other than amino-acyl groups. The transcript has a single exon. NCBI's taxonomy places the organism in Eukaryota, Fungi, Ascomycota, Sordariomycetes, Amphisphaeriales, Sporocadaceae. Bases 1 to 1926 code for a protein of 641 amino acids.
AUGCCGGCUAUCAUGGAUGAUCCCUCGAGCCCGACCAUCUACCGUGUGUCGGGUCCGGCGCCGUAUCCCGAGCCUGGCAAACCGGGCUUUCCUGCGAGCAUCAAACCUCGUCAGGUCACUCUAAGGGAUCGCCAGACGAUUGCCACUGUGCUACCGUUCGCUUCGAGCUCCCAAGUACCACCUUCUCUACUCAAGUACCUGUCGGACCAGUUUGCCAAGGAAAUUGAAGGCGGCGAUACCUACCCAAUGGUAGAGCCCAUGUCCUUGGAGCAGUAUUCCAAAUACUGGUUCCAGAACUUUGCAGCCAUCAUGCUCCUCGGCACGAUUGAUAGUCCCGACCAGGUAGUCGAGGGUAAAGACUGGUCAAAAGAGUGCCUCGGCAGCUUUUACAUCAAGCCCAACUACCCGGGUCGCAGCAGCCACAUCUGCAAUGCUGGAUUCAUUGUCACCGAAGCUGCGCGAAACCGUGGUGUAGGUCGGCAAAUGGGAGAAAGCUAUCUCGACUGGGCGCCCAAGCUCGGAUACAGCUAUUCCGUCUUCAACCUGGUGUACGAAACCAACGUGGCAUCGUGCAAGAUCUGGGAUGGCCUCGGCUUCAAGCGUAUUGGCCGCGUCAAGGGCUGCGGUAAUCUCAAAUCCUACCCUGACCGCCUUGUCGAUGCUAUCAUCUACGGACGGGACCUUGGAGAAGCCGCCGGAGACGGCGCUGACGGGCCGGUGAGUGAAGAACGAUUCGACAAGAUCAAAUUUUACCUCAAAUACGGAAAGUACCCAAACGGAUCUGACCGAGCCGAGAAAAGUAGGCUACGUAGCGCAGCGACCCACUAUAAGUUGCUCGAAAACGACGUCCUCAUGCUCAAGGACAAGGAAGUCAUCAGCGAUCCUGCCCGCCAGAUGGACAUUGCCAAGCAGGUCCAUGAGGACGGGAGCCACGCCGGCAUUAACAAGACCACAGCCACCAUUGCCGAGCGUUACCAUUGGAGCCGCAUCAAGGAGACAGUCUCGGAUGUAAUUAGGUUAUGCUCUGAAUGCAAGGAAUUAGGCAAGAUGCCUUUGCCAAACGCUACCGCCGCUCGAAAGAUUACCACACCAAAUCCCGUGUCUUUUCAGCCUGCUGAGGUCUUCAAGCCCCCAUCAGACGCCGAACCUCGGCCUCCAGACCUGGAGAGUACCGAGAGAAUCUUGGAUCUGAGAAAUCCAACGCGGCCGCCACCCACCAUGAACGAUCUGAAUGUCAGGCCAUAUGAUCAUCAAAGUGACCUUGCCUCUUUGCUAAACCCCGAGCCAAUCUCACCUGACCACCUUUUGUUGUCUGAACCAUUGCCUCAGAUAUCGCAUGAGCAUCGCGAGCUUCUCGAUGCCACAUCGAAUCUGUCUGUGAUACCGUACGAUCCAGUCAACAUUUUUGCUCAAAUAGAUCCCCAAAUCAUUGCGCAGUCAGGACAUCACGAUGCAAAUGACCAUUUUGACGCCUUUUCCGAGCUGGGUACCCAACAACCUCCCGAUCAAUACCUACACUCACCAUACGAUGUUCACAUGCCGACGUCACAUCCGCCACCCGACGAUCAUGACACGUAUCUCAAACUACAAGCAUUGCUCAACGAUGAGCCAGACACCAUGUCACACGACUUUGAACCGAGAAGCGCUGUUGAUGGCGACAAUGUACUCUCAUCCGGAAUGCCACACCAUGAGCAGGACAACGACGUAGUUGAUCAGGGUCUAGACAUGCUCAUAGACCAUCCCGAUGAUCAUGACCAGGGGGACUUGGAUACAACACUGGGCACUGAGGGUUCCGACGAGGCAAGAAGGCAGGGAGGCGGGCAAAAUUUUGGAGCAGAGAAGAGGGAUAGGCGAAGUACAAUGCUGGAGGAUGCUCGAUCACCAAAGCGACGAAACUGGGAUCACGUCGUCUUUGAUGCAUCGUAA